CACGUCAUCAGCAGGCGCCUGCUGGACGAGGUUCCUUUAGGUCGGCAAUAGCAGCACUUUGUGGAGGUUCAGUCCGUAUUUUUACUCGAGAGAGAGGAUUGCGAUGGCCGUCGAAUCGAGAGUUACUCAGGAGGAAAUCAAGAAAGAGCCGGAGAAGCCAGUCGACAGAGAAAAGACCUGUCCGCUGCUGCUUAGAGUUUUCACGACGAAUAAUGGCAGGCAUCACCGAAUGGAUGAGUUUGCCCGGGGAAAUGUGCCGUCGAGCGAGCUUCAGAUUUACACUUGGAUGGACGCCACACUGAAAGAGCUGACCAGCUUGGUGAAGGAGGUUUAUCCCGAGGCUCGAAAAAAAGGCACGCAUUUCGGCUUUGCCAUUGUGUACCCAGACCCCAAGCGGCAAGGCUACAGAGUAAAAGACAUUGGGAACACAGUAUCAGGCCGUAAGGGUGCAGAUGACUCCAUGACCCUGCAGUCUCAGCGCUUUCAGAUAGGAGACUACUUGGACAUCGCCAUCACUCCUCCAAACCGUGCUCCACCUUUGCAAGGCCGCAUGAGACCCUAUUAACCCUCUCCACACUAGAACCCUGGGUGCCGACAGUCAUGUCUACAUGGUUACGUUUUGUGUUGUGUCCGAGAUUCUUUACAGACUUUUUUUUUUUUAAACCAGAUUCAUCGGGUUUGUGGUUUUUUUUUUUUUGGUUUUUUUUUAACCAGAUUCAUCGGGUUUGUGUUUUUUUUUUUUUUUUUUUUUUUAAACCAGAUUCAUUGGGUUUGAGUUUUUAAGAUUUAACACACUUAUUGAUGAAUAAAUUUGUUUUUUCCUA
Molecule: messenger RNA, 824 nt
Organism: Pygocentrus nattereri (red-bellied piranha)
Lineage: Eukaryota; Metazoa; Chordata; Actinopteri; Characiformes; Serrasalmidae
Gene: sap18
Product: Sin3A-associated protein
Exons: 4
Coding region: 104-565 (153 amino acids)
Biological process (GO): negative regulation of DNA-templated transcription
Cellular component (GO): nucleus
Molecular function (GO): transcription corepressor activity; transcription factor binding
Source: RefSeq, a predicted model, not a curated record